AUGCGCCUUACCGCUAGCAAUAAGGCGUCCAAGCUUGCGGAGCUUGCGGAGCUUGACAGCAAGGUCCGCAGUUUUCUCGAGAUGGUUAUGGGUGAGCUAGGGUGGAGGCAAACACUAAUCUGCGUUCCCGUUGCGCUUUGUAUCAGGCUGCUUUUCCUUCUCCAUGGGUCAGUCCUCGACACUCUCCAACAUUCCAAAAGUGAGACCGACCAUCAGAAAAGAGACAUGUCGUGGAGCGGGCUCGACAUGGAGCGGAACAAACUCGUUGUGGAUGAGGCACUGUCUCGUGACAUUGACAGUCUACUGAGCGCGGAAGAGGAAUACCGUAAGACGUGGGUGUUUUAG
Letharia lupina is the source of this 345-nucleotide messenger RNA. RefSeq lists its product as uncharacterized. The coding region runs from base 1 to 345 and encodes 114 amino acids. The record is from RefSeq and is a predicted model, not a curated record. The transcript is spliced from 3 exons. Lineage: Eukaryota; Fungi; Ascomycota; Lecanoromycetes; Lecanorales; Parmeliaceae.